UUGGUGCGCGAGGCGGCGGCGCGCUGGGCGCGGGUGUGCGCGCGGGAUUCGGGCGCCGAGCCGGAGCGCUCUGACAAGAACGUCAUGUCAGACAACGAGGACAACUUUGAUGGUGAUGACUUUGAUGACGUUGAAGAGGAUGAAGGGCUAGAUGACUUGGAGAAUGCUGAGGAGGAGGGUCAGGAGAAUGUGGAGAUCCUCCCUUCUGGAGAGCGACCACAGGCCAACCAGAAGCGAAUCACCACCCCGUACAUGACCAAGUAUGAGCGAGCCCGUGUGCUGGGCACCCGAGCACUCCAGAUCGCGAUGUGUGCCCCUGUGAUGGUGGAGCUGGAGGGGGAGACAGACCCUUUACUCAUUGCUAUGAAGGAACUCAAGGCCCGAAAGAUCCCCAUCAUCAUCCGCCGCUACCUGCCAGAUGGGAGCUAUGAAGAUUGGGGGGUGGAUGAGCUUAUCAUCACGGACUGAGCCGGAGGAGCGUCUUUCCGACUGUGCCCCAGGCUCCAUUUUUAUGCUCGCUUUAUACGUGUAAAUAAUAAAUCCAUGAAUGUUUUUACCCCUC
This is a messenger RNA of Dipodomys ordii (Ord's kangaroo rat), 562 nucleotides long. It is a transcript of the gene Polr2f, whose product is annotated as polymerase (RNA) II (DNA directed) polypeptide F. Gene Ontology annotation, cellular component: RNA polymerase III complex; nucleus; RNA polymerase I complex. NCBI's taxonomy places the organism in Eukaryota, Metazoa, Chordata, Mammalia, Rodentia, Heteromyidae. Bases 85 to 468 code for a protein of 127 amino acids. The record is from RefSeq and is a predicted model, not a curated record. The transcript is spliced from 5 exons. Gene Ontology annotation, molecular function: DNA-directed RNA polymerase activity; DNA binding. Gene Ontology annotation, biological process: DNA-templated transcription.